AACCACCAACACAUAUAUUCUCAUCUCAACUGCCUUGUUAAGCUUAAUUCAUAGUAUAAGCUAGAAAACAAUGAAAAUGCAGCCUUUUGCAUUUAGAUCAGCUGCACUUCUGUUCUUAGUUAUGUUUCUGUUUGUAAACGAAAUAUCAUGUAAUUUUCUCAAACAAAAGAAACUAUAUGAAUUCGAAACCAAGCUUCUUCACAAAGCCUCAGAAGCAGCAGCUGCUCCAACGCCUUCAACCAGUCCUAAGAGUUUUGGAAGAGUGUUUUAUCCGAUUGGGUACGGAGCUGACCCGACUGGGGUGCAUGACAGCAGUGAUGCAAUACUCAAAACAAUGGAGGCAGCCAUAGCGAGUGAAAAACAAGGGCUGCAACUCAUGCCGGGGAUUACAGACAUGGGGGGAGUUCUUAUUGAUUUACAAGGUGGUAGUUUCAAGAUCAACAAGCCCAUUAGGCUCCCUGCUUAUACCGGCAAUCUCGUGAUGCAAGGAGGGACAUUUCGCGCAUCAGAGUCAUUUCCAACUGAUCGUCAUUUAGUUGAACUAUGGUCACCACACUCUGUCAAACUUGAUGAUCUAGAGGUGGCUAAUCUGGAUGGAUUCUCGGACCAGAAAGUCCAAGCCAAUGGGAUCUACUAUGAGGCCAUCACUUUCAGAGACAUUCUCUUCGAUUCAGCUUUCCGAGGAGGGGGGAUUUUUGUUGUUGAUUCUGCUAGAAUCCGAAUUGUGGAUUGCUUCUUUCUCCACUUUAAGACACAAGGCAUUCAAGUGCAAAAAGGCCAUGAAACUUUCAUUUCAACUUGUUUUCUUGGUGAGCAUCCGACUGUAGGGGGCGAUAAAGGUGAAAGGAACUUUGAAGGCACGGCUAUUGAUCUUGCUAGCAACGACAAUGCAGUCACUGAUGUGGCUAUUUUCUCAGCAGCCGUUGGAAUUACAUUGAGAGGACCUGCUAAUAUGAUUACAGGUGUACAUUGUUACAACAAAGCUACCUUUUUUGGCGGUGUUGGAAUCUUGGUCAAGUCCGGACAGACUCGAAUUGACAAUUCUUACUUGGAUUACAAUUCCAUAAUCAUUGAGGAUCCUUCUCAAGUCCAUGUCACUAAUGGAUUUUUCCUCGGAGAAGGAAAUGUUGUUCUUAAAGCGAUUAGAGGGAAGAUAUCUGGACUGACUAUUGUUGAUAACAUGUUCACUGGAAAUGCUAAAAGUUCCAAACCAACUAUAAGCUUAGACGGGAAAUUUACAGAUAUUGAUCAAGUUGUGAUUGCUCAGAACACGGUGAAUGGAAUGAGAUUGAAAUCCACGGUUGCAAAGAUGGUUGUGGCUGCAAAAGGGAAAAAAUGGACAGCGGAUUUCUCAUCACUCCUGGUGUUUCCUAAUCAAAUAAAUCAUGUCCAGUACUCGGUUUAUCUUCCGGGAUCUGCAGGAAAGAUUGCAGGGCAUGCCUUGACAAAGAUCGCGGAUAAUGUUGUGGUUGUUGAAAGCGAGAAGGAGGUUACUGGCUUUAUUUCUGUGGAAGUUGAUCAGUAUAAUAUGGCUGAGGAGAAGAAUCUAUUUAUUUAAGCUGCAGGAAAUCUUUUUAUUCUUAGUCUCAGACAAGGGACAUAUGAGCAAAGACUCAUGAUGGUGUGGUGCAUUGUUGGAUGAUUAUUAUUGUAUGAUCUAAUUAUAAUGAUUAAUAACUAAAUUGCAGUUCUCACUUUGGUUUCAACCUCUGAUUCAG
Messenger RNA from Daucus carota subsp. sativus, 1718 nucleotides. RefSeq names its product polygalacturonase QRT3. The transcript is spliced from 3 exons. Lineage: Eukaryota; Viridiplantae; Streptophyta; Magnoliopsida; Apiales; Apiaceae. Gene Ontology annotation, molecular function: polygalacturonase activity. Bases 71 to 1558 code for a protein of 495 amino acids. The record is from RefSeq and is a predicted model, not a curated record.